CUUACACAAAUCGCAGUUAAAUCGGGAAUUAGGAAUAAUACACCGCGCCUGUUUUUGACAGUAUAACUUUAAUUUUGAUUUAGCACAGACCCAAAUCUUUCCAGGCCGACGCACUUGUAUAAUUAACUAACCUUUUGGACAAAGUACUGCACCUUUCGCAAUUCUUUACCUUGCCCUAACCUUGGGCGCAACACCACCUGACUGCGGCUGCUUAAUAAAUAACAGAGAGUGGCUCAAGGAGCGAAUUGUAACCUGGUGCACAAAGCAAGCAAGCAAGCAGUGCAGACUGUGUUUGGAGUGAGCGGAACGACGCGUUCAAAUCAAUGGAGCUCGGCGUUGCUAUCAUAAUUCUGUGCUUUGCUGCUGUUUUUGCAGCGUUUCUCUUACUGGUUUUCGGGCUGAUAUACGCGGAGUUUUCCAACUCCGAGAUCCCUGCAGGGGUUGCUCAACCCGAAAAACUGCGCCUGAUCCACGGGCUCUUGGUAGGCAUUGCGGUCCUGGGCCGGAUCUUCCAGAAUAUGGGUCUGUGUACCCAGCUGGGCUUCACGCGCUGGGUCAGCAACGUCCUGUUGCCCACAAGUAAGGUGCCCCCCCAGCUACUGAUCAAAGACCUGACCUUUGCUGGGGUCCCUGUUCGGGUCUACCAGCCCAAGGCGCCCUCCGCUGGCCACCGCAGGGGACUGCUCUAUUUUCACGGUGGAGGAUGGAUGUUAGGAGGCAUUGAUGCCUACGAUGGUUUAUGCAGAUACAUCGCCAUGGAGUCUGAAACUGUGGUGGUCUCGGUUGGGUACCGCCUAUCCCCGGAGCACCGCUACCCAGCACAUCUAGAUGACUGCCUGGCAGCCACUUCUCACUUCCUGGAGGUGGCCGAGGCAGAUUAUGGUGUUGAUCCACGGAAGGUAGCUGUAGGAGGGGAUAGUGCAGGGGGGAACCUGUCGGCUGCACUCUGCCACCGGUUUGUGGAGAAUGACCUGCCUCUGCCCUGUGCUCAGAUCCUGAUAUACCCUGUUCUCCAGAUGGCUGACUUCAACCUGCCCUCAUACCAGCAGAACCAGUACGUGCCUUUGCUUUACAGGGCCCGUAUGGCAUUUUACUACCUACACUAUCUAAAUGGGGACACCUCUUUAUUGGAGGAUGUGCUGGAUGGACGUCACGUCCCAGUGGAACUCGAACUGAAGUACCGGAAGUGGCUGGGUCCAGAUAAUCUCCCCGCAGAGUUCAAAACUCGUGGCUUCACACCGAGAGCUGUAACCGCCCAUGACGAAGAAGUUUAUGAUUUAAUGAAAGGUGCCCUGGAUCCCAGCGUGUCUCCACUGCUUUCUUCGGACAAAGUCCUCUGUAAAAUGCCACCCACUUUCAUCUUGACCUGUGAGUUUGACGUGCUGAGAGAUGAUGGGAUACUUUUCAAGAAGCGUCUGGAGGACCUGGGGGUGCCGGUCACUUGGUGGCACGUCCAGGAUGGUUUCCACGGGAUCGUGAGUUUCUUUGACAAAGGGUGGCUGACCUACCCAUCCGGUAAGCUGGCUCUUGACCACAUUGUCAGCUUCGUGAAGACUCUUUGAUCAGUGCACAGGGAUUCUGUAGUCACUAGAAUAACUGACCCAGUUUGACAUGGGUCAUAAUUCUGGGUUUACCCAAACAAGCCAGAUAUCUGUCUUUCCUUGACCUCAAAUGCAGUUGCCUGACAUGGAUAUAUGUAAUACUGGCUAGAUAAACUAAAGUAUCUUUAUAGAAGCAAGAUCCAGCGCCAUCUAGUGAUCUUUGCUACUUUGCAACCAAGUUUGCUUAAGUUUUUUGCACUGAGUGGGGAUGGUCCUUGCUAAUAUAGAGACACUUUGAAAGAUCUAGCCUUAAAUAUGUCUGGCAUGAACUAGACCUGAUAAGCAGCUCCCAGUCGAAACACAAUAUUUAUAUAAUUGCAAUAAGAACCUCUUAAACAUGAUUUGGCAAACAUCAUUCAAGCUAAGGGGGUAUUAAAAAUUCAAUUUGCAGCUACUUACUCUUAUGAUUUUUAGUCUCCCUAGACUCGGACAUAUUGUGCCCCAAUUUGGGGUUUCUAAUAGCUGCAGACCAGAUGUCAUAGUUGAAGGUGUUGCUUAUUCAAGUAGUGAGUCAGAAAACAGCAAGUGCAGAACUCUGCUUUCCUGACUAGUUUAGGGAGAGCCCUUGACCAGUAAUCAAGAUUCUUUUUGUAAGACAUUAAAAAAAGAAAUAUUAGUAUAUUAUAAUACAAAGAUUCCGAUAUUUUAAUUAAGAGUAUAAUCAAACGGAUCACCUGCUUUCACCCCCAUACUUAAGCCACAUUUCAAAGUACACCAUGAAACCGGUCUGUAAAAACUCAACCUCUCAUUCUGUUAUCAAACUGUGGUAACAGCUUCUUUCAUUUGCAGUGUACAAGCUGCAACCAGUUUGCCAUUACCUUUCUGUAUCACGUUUGUAUAAUUCCUAUUAAUGAAUUAAUUCACCAACCUCCAACAUUUUUCUGACUGUAUAAUAUAUUCAUGGACACCCCCCUGCAAUUGGAGGUUCAAAUCUUGAAAUAAUAUUGCUCUCAGUCUGCUGCUGGUGGAAGUGAACAUGAUGUAUUUCAAGUGAACUUCAUGUCAGCCCUAGUUGCAGAUUGAAAUGUAACAUUAGUGUUGGAAAUAAAGCCUCUUUUUGUGUG
Messenger RNA from Polyodon spathula (Mississippi paddlefish), 2665 nucleotides. Its product is annotated as arylacetamide deacetylase-like 4. Gene Ontology annotation, cellular component: membrane. Gene Ontology annotation, molecular function: carboxylic ester hydrolase activity. The transcript has 4 exons. The coding region runs from base 324 to 1562 and encodes 412 amino acids. The record is from RefSeq and is a predicted model, not a curated record. NCBI's taxonomy places the organism in Eukaryota, Metazoa, Chordata, Actinopteri, Acipenseriformes, Polyodontidae.